Telopea speciosissima is the source of this 1838-nucleotide messenger RNA. Its product is annotated as ATP-dependent 6-phosphofructokinase 6-like. NCBI's taxonomy places the organism in Eukaryota, Viridiplantae, Streptophyta, Magnoliopsida, Proteales, Proteaceae. The record is from RefSeq and is a predicted model, not a curated record. The coding region runs from base 16 to 1638 and encodes 540 amino acids. Gene Ontology annotation, biological process: glycolytic process; fructose 6-phosphate metabolic process. The transcript is spliced from 14 exons. Gene Ontology annotation, molecular function: ATP binding; 6-phosphofructokinase activity. Gene Ontology annotation, cellular component: cytoplasm.
CUCAUUCAUUCAUUCAUGGAGCUCUCAAAUCCCCCAACUCUCUCUCUUUCCUCAUGUUCUCGCUGUCCUUCUUCUUCUUUAUUCAUCUGCAGAUCGCAGAAGCAAACAAAUAAUUCGAUCUUAGUGAAAUCAAACUUCGUAGCGAGCAAGCUCAGCUUUAGUUUCCUCAAAAAACCGUUAAUUUGGCUCCAAAAAAACGCUAUCAGAGCUCAAACAUCGAACCGGGCUGGAGAUGCAGGUUUCUUCCUCGAAGAUGUUCCUCACUUAACCGACUUCCUCCCCGAUUUACCUGCAUACCCAAAUCCUUUGCAGAAGAGUUCAGCGUAUGCAAUUGUUCAGCAGCACUUUGUUGACCAAGAAGAUGCGGUAGCACAAAAAAUUGUUGUACAGAGGAACAGCCCAAGAGGAGGACACUUUCGGCGUGCAGGUCCUCGAGAAAAGGUUUAUUUCAAGGAUGAAGAAGUAAGAGCUUGCAUAGUGACAUGUGGUGGCUUGUGCCCGGGUAUUAAUACUGUGAUUCGUGAGAUAGUAGGUGGCCUGAAUUAUAUGUAUGGCGUUGAUGACAUCCUCGGAAUUGAGGGAGGGUAUAAAGGCUUCUACUCUAGGAAUACCAUGCGUUUGACCCCAAAAGUUGUCAAUGAUAUCCAUAAACGUGGUGGGACUUUUCUUCGCACUUCACGAGGAGGUCAUGACACCAAAAAGAUAGUUGAUAGCAUUCAAGACCGGGGGAUUAAUCAGGUGUAUAUAAUUGGAGGUGAUGGUACUCAAAAAGGAGCUGCUGCUAUUUACAAGGAAGUAGAGAAACGUGGUCUCCGAGUUGCAGUUGCCGGAAUCCCCAAGACAAUUGAUAAUGAUAUUGCAGUGAUAGACAAAUCUUUCGGUUUUGAUACUGCUGUAGAGGAAGCACAGAGAGCCAUAAAUGCUGCACAUGUUGAGGUUGAAAGUGUGGACAAUGGAAUUGGUAUUGUGAAGCUUAUGGGCCGCUACUGUGGGUUCAUUGCUAUGUUUGCAACUUUGGCAAGUCGUGAUGUGGAUUGUUGCUUGAUUCCUGAGUCUCCAUUUUAUCUUGAGGGCCAGGAUGGACUUUUCAAAUAUAUUGAACAGCGGCUUAAAGAAAAUGGGCACAUCGUUAUUGUGCUGGCAGAAGGUGCUGGACAAGAGAUGGUUGCUCAAAGCAUGGAUGCAGUUGAUGCGAAAGAUGCAUCAGGGAAUAGGCUACUCCUAGACGUUGGGCCAUGGCUUUCUCAAAAGAUCAAGGAUCAUUUCGCAACGAACCCAAAGAUGGCAGUAAAUCUCAAGUAUAUAGAUCCAACAUACAUGAUCCGAGCUAUUCCAAGUAAUGCAUCGGACAAUAUCUACUGCACUCUUCUUGCACAUAGUGCAGUUCAUGGAGCCAUGGCAGGGUUCACAGGCUUCACAGUUGGACCGGUAAACAGUAGACAUGCGUACAUACCAAUCAAUCGUGUGACUGAGACUCAAAACACAGUUAAGCUGACAGACAGGAUGUGGGCUAGACUUCUUGCCUCAACAAACCAACCAAGUUUCUCGCGCUAUGAUGAGGUCAUGAAGCAAAAGGUUGAUCAAGAAACUGUUCAAAUGCUUGACAACAUGACAAACUCUUCUGUGCAGUUGCCAUGAACAUGUGCAGCGAAAUUGGCAAAACCUGCAUGAAGUAGCAUCAUCUCUUAUUUUUUGCUAGCCAAAUAAAAUAAGAGCACUUCACUGCCUGGUGCAGCUCCAUGGUCGUCUUUUAACCUAAUGUGAUAUACAAUACAGGUUCAUGAGGACCAUCUUUUUUAAACAGUGCUUUACUUGAGUGUUAGCCUUUUUAGCCUCAA